AUGGGAGAGCAGGACUCUUCGACAGCCGAUGCUACAGACGAUACAGCAGUAGCGGCUGCUGCGCCCAGCAGUGUGAAUUCCGGUCCUCCCAGCUCAAGUCAGCGUAAAAUCUAUCCGGGUCUCAAAAACACUGUAGGCCCUUACAAACUGCUCCAUAGCAUUGGGCAGGGUAGCUUUUCGGAGGUUAAAAUGGCGGUUGACACGCGGACGGGUGAUCAUGUUGCGAUCAAGGUGAUGAGCCGUGCCAUGAUCCAAUCCAGCGACCGGCUGGGGAUCAGUGUACGAAGAGAGUCGGAUCUAUUGAAGUCGAUCCAUCAUCCCAACAUCAUCGGGUUCCGUGAGGUAGUCGAGACUUCGACACAGAUGUGUAUUGUUCUGGACUAUGCAUCCGGAGGAGAGCUCUUUGAGUUCGUUGCCGAGAAGCGUUCCAAGGCGUCCGAGCAGGACAUCCAGUGUAUUUUCGCAGAGAUUGUCGAUGCCGUGAACUAUUUGCACCAGCACAACAUUGUUCACCGGGAUCUGAAACUAGAGAACGUCCUGCUGCAGCCACGAAACGGUGCCCCAUUGCGUCCGACCGUCAAACUGACCGAUUUCGGACUUGCCAAAGUCAUUGAAGAAGACUCGCCUUUACUCACGACCCGCUGUGGGUCCGAAGAUUAUGCUGCUCCGGAAAUCAUUCUCGGACAACCCUACGACGGCCGCGAGGCCGAUAUCUGGUCCCUGGGCGUCGUCCUCUACGCGUUACUCGUCGGGUUCCUGCCCUUCAACCGGAGGCCGGGGAUGGACAGGAAGAGCUUCUUGAGCAUGAUCGCCAAUGCCGAGUUUGGAUUCCCGGGCGAGAAGGUCUCGUUCAAACGCGCGAGUCUCCUGGAUUUGAGACAGCGGUCCUUGUCGACGGCGAGCACGGCCUCGAGUACGUCGACGGUCACGUCCUCGGUUCCUGUGGCGGCUGCGGAUCAGGCCACAACAGGGACGGGGAUGUUGCUCCCGGUUGUGGCGGCAGCGGCGGUGCCGGAUACAUCUUUCACGACAGCGGAUGAGGUGGCGACGACGGCGAUCGUGCCAAAGAUGCGGGGGGUGAAUUCGGUAUCGGAUGAAUCGAAAGAGUUGGUGAGGUGGCUGUUGCAGACCCAGGGAGCAAAACGACCGACCGCUAGACAAUUGAGUGAACAUCCUUGGGUUGUUGCUGGACGAAUGCAGAAUGCAGCUGUGCUUUGA
Gamsiella multidivaricata is the source of this 1218-nucleotide messenger RNA. RefSeq names its product kinase-like domain-containing protein. Gene Ontology annotation, biological process: protein phosphorylation. The transcript is spliced from 4 exons. The record is from RefSeq and is a predicted model, not a curated record. NCBI's taxonomy places the organism in Eukaryota, Fungi, Mortierellomycota, Mortierellomycetes, Mortierellales, Mortierellaceae. The coding region runs from base 1 to 1218 and encodes 405 amino acids. Gene Ontology annotation, molecular function: protein kinase activity; ATP binding.